CACGCAGCGGGCAGCCGAGGUCCAGCAGUACCUGCCCGUCCCUGCGUCCGGCAACAACUCCUGCUGCCGGCUGCCGGCGCCAGGACGCCAUGAAGCAGCUGUGCCUGUGUGCUGCCGCCUCUUUCGCGCUGCGGCUCAGCCCCACUGACCUAGGCUCCUGCCCACCUUGCGGCCCCUGCCCCAUCCCGAAGCCCACAGCCAGAGGCAGGCGCCAGAGCCAGGACUGGGGCAAAAGCGACGAGCGGCUGCUGCAGGCUGUGGAGAACAAUGACUCUACUCGGGUGGCUGCCCUCAUCUCUCGCAAGGGGCUGGUGCCCACGAAGCUGGACCCCGAGGGCAAGUCUGCGUUCCACCUGGCGGCCAUGAGGGGUGCAGCCAGCUGUCUAGAGGUCAUGCUGGCCCACGGCACCAACGUCAUGAGCACGGAUGGGGCAGGUUACAGUGCCCUCCACUUGGCUGCCAAGUAUGGACACCCAGAGUGCUUGAAGCAGCUGCUACAGGCCUCCUGUUUGGUGGACGUUGUGGACAGCAGCGGGUGGACAGCCCUGCACCAUGCAGCGGCUGGUGGCUGCAUCGCCUGCUCAGAAAUGCUUUGCUCCUUCAAGGCACAUCUAAACCCUCGAGAUCGCUCAGGUGCGACGCCCCUCAUCAUAGCAGCGCAGAUGUGUCACACAGAUCUGUGCCGCCUUCUCCUGCAGCAGGGGGCUGCCGCCAAUGACCAGGACCUGCAGGGCAGGACUGCGCUGAUGCUGGCCUGUGAGGGGGCCAGUCCCGAAACAGUGGAGGUGCUGCUGCAGGGCGGGGCCCAGCCGGCUAUCACCGACACACUGGGCCAGGAUGCUGCCCACUAUGGCGCCCUAGCAGGGGACAAACUCAUCCUGCACCUCUUACAGGAGGCGGCCCAGCGCCCCUCCCCCCCCAGCGAGGAUGACUCAGGCGAGGCAUCAUCUCAGAACUCUGUGUCCAGUCAUGAAAAGCGAGGGGGUCCCAAGAAGCGGAAGGCACCUCAGCCCCCUGCCAGUACCCCUAUGCCGGAUGAUCGAGAUGCCUAUGAGGAGAUUGUGCGGCUGCGACAGGAGAAGGGCCGCCUGCUGCAGAAGAUCCGGGGCCUGGAGCAGCACCAGCAACGGAGGAAGCAGGAGCUGCCAGAGGCAGAAGCCAGCUCCCUCCACAGCCUGGAGAGACAGGUGCAAGAGCUACAGCAGCUGCUGGCAGAGAAGCAGGAGGAGAAGGAGAGUCUGGGGCGAGAGGUGGAAAGUUUGCAGAGCCGACUGUCUCUGAUGGAGAAUGAGCAGGAGAAUACCAGCUAUGAUGUCGCCACCCUGCAGGACGAGGAGGGUGAGCUGCCUGACUCUCCAGGGGCCGAGGCACUGCUCUCCACGCGACUCAGCCCAGCGUCCCGGGAUCUCUUGGCCUCACUGCGGGAGCAGGUGGCUGCGCUCACCAGACAGAACCAGGAACUUCUGGAGAAGGUCCAGAUCCUAGAGAACUUCGAGAAGGAUGAGAUGGAGGCAAACGGCUUGGCUGAGGUCAUCCCUCUGGCCCUUUACGACUCUCUCCGGGCUGAGUUUGAUCAGCUGCGCAGGGAGCACGCAGAGGCCCUGCGGGCACUGGAGCAGCAGGAAGCACAGGGGACCCCCAGAGAAGAGGGGACAGCCCCCGGGGAGCACAAUGGCACAGGAGACAAGACCACCAGAAAUGGGGCCGUGGAAGCAGAGUGUGAUGGCACCUCAGCUGCAGAAACCAAAGUUAACGGAGUGGAGGCUCCUGAAGAGGAGGCCACAGGCGUGGAAACAGUAGAAACUGGGACUUCAGAAACAGCAGCCACAGGAGCAGUGGCCACAGGGACAAAGCCCACGGAUGUGGAGGCCACAGGGACAAAGCCCACGGAUGCUGAGGCCACAGGGACAAAGCCCACGGAUGCUGAGGCCAUGGGAGCAGAGGGUGUUGGGGCUGAGGCCUCAGAAACAAAACCUCAGGGGACCGAGGUCACAGAAGUGAAAGCCCUUGAUCGCGAGAGAGGAGGCCAGGCAGAGGCCACAAACACGAAGGCAGAGGGGCCGGAGAUGAAGGCUGGUGGAGUGGGCGCUGUGGAGACAGAGCUCGCGGGUGUGGAGACUGUGAACAUGGGGAACAUGGGCCCCAAGGACACAGAGACAGCGAGAGAGGAGGCCACUGCCCCCACUUUUCCCACUGACCCUGUCCUACACCCUGGUGCAGCCGAGGCCUCGGAAAGGUUGCAGGCAGAGCUUGAGACCAGAAUUCGUGCCCUGGAGGAGGCGCUCCGGCAGCGGGAGCGGGAGGCAGCCGCUGAGCUGGAAGCAGCCCGUGGCAAGUGUGAGGCUGCCGAGGCCGAGGCCGGCCGGCUGCGGGAGCAGGUGCGCGGGGCCGAGAGCAUCGAGGUCAGCAGAGCUUGCGGUGGGGACACAGUCCAACUUCGGGCAGCCCUGGAGCAGGCCCGGGAGGACCUUCGAGCUCGGGACUGCCGCCUCCGAGAGCUGGAGGCCGCCUCCGCCUACCUGGAUGAGGCCAGGGCUGGCCGGCUGCUGGCUGAGGAGGAGGCCCGGGGCCUGCGGGCGGAGCUGGCCCAGCGAGAGGAGGUAAGGCUGGAGCAGAGCCGGGAGCUGGAGGUGCUGCGGGAGCAGCUGGCCACUGCCACAGCCACGGGGGAGCAGCACCGGGCAGCAGCGGCCGAGCUGGGCCAAGCCCGGGACGCAGCUGAGGCCCGGGCAGCUGAGCUGGCCACAGCUUGUGAGGAGGCCCGAAGGGGCCUGGCCGAGCUGCGGGAGGCCUCCGAGGCCCUCCGCCAGUCAGCAGUGCCGGCCGCCACGCACCACCGGCUGCAGGAGGAGGCCCUGGAGCUGCGGGGUCGGGCCGCCAGCCUGGAGCAGGAGGUGGUAGCCACAGGCAAGGAGGCUGCCCGGCUGCGGGCGGAGCUGGAGCGGGAACGUGUGGGCAGCGUGGCCCGCUUGGAGCAUGACCGCAUAGUCGGCGCCCUGCAGGCCGACGUGGCCCGACUGGAGGGGCAGCUGGAGGACCUGGGACGGCGCCACGAGAAGACCAGCGCUGAGGUCUUCCAGGUGCAGCGGGAGGCGUUGUUCAUGAAGAGCGAGAGGCACGCGGCUGAGGCCCAGCUGGCCACGGCAGAGCAGCAGCUUCGGGGACUGCGGACCGAGGCGGAGCGGGCACGCCAGGCCCAGAGCCGGGCACAGGAGGCCCUGGACAGGGCCAAGGAGAAAGACAAGAAGAUCACAGAACUAUCCAAGGAAGUCUUCAGCCUUAAAGAGGCCCUGAAGGACCAGCCAGCAGCCCCAGCCACCCCGGAAGUGGACGCCCUCCGAGGCCAAGUGAAAGCUCUGCAGGAGAAGCUGGAGGAGGCUGCCAGGGAGCACAGUGCAGUGGUGGCCUUGUAUCGGAGCCACCUCCUCUAUGCCAUCCAGGGUCAGAUGGAUGAAGACGUGCAGCGGAUCCUGAGCCAGAUCUUACAGAUGCAAAGACUUCAGGCUCAGGGGCACUGAGCACAGCCCCCCCACGUCCUCCCGGCUCCACCCUCGCACCCCAGGCCCUGCACUGGGGCAUCCAGCGAACACACUGACUUGCGCCCUGGGCCCCUUCCUGACUCUCUGGCUGUCUCCAUCAUUCCCACUGGUCAGUCGAGACCCCACCCCACCCCUCACCCCAUCUCCCCUACUGGAGAAGCUGAGUCCCUACCCCCCAGAUGUCGCUCCAGGAAUAAAAGCUCCAGGUGCACAGGACCAAAGCAAGCGUGUGACUGGAUUGCUGGGUUCCCAUUGCAAGGAAGGGGGUGGCCAGAGCAGAGAUUAAGAAUCAGGGUGACUGCCACAAUCUCAUUCCCCUAAAACACAAAGAGUCAAAGGGACCCUUAAAAAUUCGCAAUGAAUAAGGCAUAACGUCAGGACAGGAUGUGAGUUCACUCUCUGAAACCCAGCUGGAUGGGAGAGUCCCAGCCUUGACUCCCAGCCUCUGAAAUCCCCCGAGCAAUUCCCCGCUUUUCCCUUUGGGGGCAGCACGUGCUGCUCACCCCUCCCCCAUGAGUGUCACCUGUCCCCAGGUCUCCUUGAGCUUCCAGGGCAGAAAUCACGCCUGGAGGAGCGUGGCCACCGAGGGGCUGCCUCUCCGGGUCCUGUGUUUGUUUCGGGGCCUCUGUGGUCUGGGGUACAAAGUGCAGCCAGCAGGGGUGGAGCUGUCCCGUGAGCGUAGAGUGGAGGGGUCCUGUGGGUGCCGGGACCUCUCUGUACCCGUCUCCAGGUCUCUGUGUCUCUGCCCCUCACCUCCUGUUUCUGCCCAUUUCUCUUGGCCCCCCCGGCCCCCGACUCUCUGGUCUGUCUCUGUAUUUCUGUCUCCUGUUCUGU
Messenger RNA from Condylura cristata (star-nosed mole), 4373 nucleotides. RefSeq names its product ankyrin repeat domain 24 (gene ANKRD24). Gene Ontology annotation, molecular function: actin binding. The record is from RefSeq and is a predicted model, not a curated record. The transcript has 21 exons. The coding region runs from base 90 to 3518 and encodes 1142 amino acids. Lineage: Eukaryota; Metazoa; Chordata; Mammalia; Eulipotyphla; Talpidae.